Gadus chalcogrammus (walleye pollock) is the source of this 543-nucleotide messenger RNA. Its product is annotated as homeobox protein goosecoid-2. Gene Ontology annotation, cellular component: nucleus. The record is from RefSeq and is a predicted model, not a curated record. Gene Ontology annotation, molecular function: DNA-binding transcription factor activity, RNA polymerase II-specific; RNA polymerase II cis-regulatory region sequence-specific DNA binding. Gene Ontology annotation, biological process: regulation of transcription by RNA polymerase II. The transcript is spliced from 3 exons. Bases 1 to 543 code for a protein of 180 amino acids. Lineage: Eukaryota; Metazoa; Chordata; Actinopteri; Gadiformes; Gadidae.
AUGAAAGGAUUAUUCGGCAUGGCACGUCAGAACUUCCCAUUCACAAUAGAAAAUAUUCUCAACAAGUUCCCUGACAAGAGUAGCGAGGAGAAGAAUCUGUUGGACUCUGCUGCCGUUGGACUGAAGGAGAAGGCAGAAGGAAGCGCCACUGGCAGACCGACUGAGACAGUCCAUCACACCUGCUGCCUGAGCUGCUGCUGCUGUUUCCACUGUGGGGAGGUUUUCCACUCGGAUUUCAUUCACGAAGCGUGUCGGUACGGCUGGUCCACAGGGUCGUUGCCAGAGGCAAACAGAGAAGGGCUGGUGCUCACGCACGGUCCAAGACGCACCAGAAGGCACCGCACCAUCUUUACAGAGGACCAGCUGGAGGCUCUGGAGCAGCUGUUCCUGCAGAACCAGUACCCGGACGUCCACACCAGGGAGAGGCUGGCCCAGAGGGCGCUGCUACGAGAGGAGCGGGUUGAGGUAUGGUUUAAAAACCGAAGGGCAAAGUGGCGGCGCCAGAAAAGACUGACAUUUCGUGUGGGAAAAACCGAAAACUGA